GGCCGUUAAGCACAACCUCGCUCGUUCGCCCUGGUUUUGGGUCUCGUUGUGCCAGGGCUUGGUGUUCUUGUGUCCAGGUAUUCAUUUUUGACAUGUUCUCACGUCCAACGUUCCGCAGUGCAUGUGUGCACAUCGUGCUUCUUCAAACGAGCAAAUGUGUCGCAUACAACCCCAAGCGGGCGGAAAAUUCAAUGUCAUCUGACAGAUCAGUCAGGCACAUGAAUAGAAAACGGCAGAGUAUGUCUCAAGCGCGAACCAUUGACAGGGUUUGUAGGUGUUCACUAUACUAUCACUUAUCUAAGUACAAAAUGCGCCUCACAUCAUUACCAAACGCCGGACCGAAAGCGACAAGCAGAAGUACCGGCAUCCCAUUCACUCAUGGAGAAACGAUAACCUGAAGAUUACGAACAUAUCAUUGCGGGCCGACUCCGCCUAGUACCCAGCGUCGGAAGUUGGUCCGCAGAGUCCGAUGGAACGAUCUCUUGGUCUUCAACUUCAAUCUUCAAACUUGGGACGCGAUUGAACGGCAUUGUUGUGCCAUCCAGCUGUCCAGAAGUUGUUUGUCAGUCUCACAUGAUCUUGACACUGCGCGUCCCCGUCCUCAAUGCCUCUAAGAAC
Colletotrichum acutatum is the source of this 618-nucleotide messenger RNA. RefSeq lists its product as uncharacterized. The transcript has 3 exons. The annotation marks the transcript as partial. NCBI's taxonomy places the organism in Eukaryota, Fungi, Ascomycota, Sordariomycetes, Glomerellales, Glomerellaceae. The record is from RefSeq and is a predicted model, not a curated record.